Messenger RNA from Penaeus vannamei (Pacific white shrimp), 415 nucleotides. Lineage: Eukaryota; Metazoa; Arthropoda; Malacostraca; Decapoda; Penaeidae. The record is from RefSeq and is a predicted model, not a curated record.
AGAGAGAGAAUCUGGCCUAUUCCUACUAAGUCACAAUGAAAGCGUCUUUUAUGCUCCUAGUCACAAUCCUGUGUCUUGGUUUUUCUUCGACUUUGGCUUCCGUGCGAGAUGGCAGACAUUUGGCCAAUGUGCGAACUUCUUACGUGAGACGAGGGAGUGAAGAAUACCGCUUCUGCAAAAUUGAAGACACUGUGGGGGCGUGUCUGACGAGUGACAACUGUCAUAGACAAGGGGGCCUCUUCGCUGGACAUUGUGGCAAGAGUCAGGACGUUUGUUGUGUAGUCCCCAAGACCUGCGGAGAAAGGACGAGCGCCCACAGCAGUUACUUCCGGAACCCUUCCUUCCCCAAGAACGACACAGAAGCUCGUGUUUGCUCCCUCACUGUGGAUAUUGGGAAAGGCAUCUGUGGAGUCAG